This is a messenger RNA of Cutaneotrichosporon oleaginosum, 1976 nucleotides long. RefSeq lists its product as uncharacterized. The record is from RefSeq and is a predicted model, not a curated record. Gene Ontology annotation, cellular component: nucleolus. Gene Ontology annotation, molecular function: RNA binding. Gene Ontology annotation, biological process: maturation of SSU-rRNA. NCBI's taxonomy places the organism in Eukaryota, Fungi, Basidiomycota, Tremellomycetes, Trichosporonales, Trichosporonaceae.
GUCAAGACCCAAAGACAAUUGUUCCCCAUCGACACUCGGACGUUGAACCUGGACGCAAUGGCCUCGAUAUCGUCACCAACGCAGCUCGCGACCUUCCAGAACGCCCAGGCGUCUUCUUCUCGCCUCCCCCAUGUCCAGCUCGCACCAGUCCACGGGAGUCGCGGAAGACUGGCAGUCGCCGCAGUGAACGCGGAUGGAGUGUGGACCUACGACAUCAAGACGUUGCGACCAACGGCAACUUACACCGUUCCUCCGUCGACAGGAUUCACGAGCGCGCCUCUGAGCUUUAUCCCAGGCGACGACGACGAGGCGCGAGUGACAGUGGUUGGAGCUACAUCUGAGAAGGAAGGCGGGGCAAUUUGGAUCUGGGUUGGGGAGGAGGACAAGCGGAGCGUCAAGGCUGGCGUGGUUGCGAUCCACGGGUGUAUGUGGCCACUGCUCGUUGUGGGAGGCACCGGCGCGCUGUUUCUCCUCGACGCUGAGCUACAGCUCUCCGCACUCACUACGCCCAAACCGAAGGCUGGCAAGGUACUUUCCAGUGCGCUGGUAGGGUCACGCGCUGUCAUCGUCGAUGACCGUGGCAAAAUUACAGUGUACGCACUCGACUUGGAGGCAGGCUCGGCAAGUCUACUUGCGGAGGUGACAGCUGCGAGCUCCUACCUCGCAGCCAGCGCAGGUGAAGUCAUCGCAGCCAUCGACUCCAAUCACCGUCUUCACGCACGCAAGCUGUCUGAAAUUCUGGAGAACGCAGAUGAGUCGCCUGGAAUCGCCAUCGCCAAUCCCACAACACCUCUGGGCGUCCUUUCGCUUCCCUACGAAAGGCCUCUUGCCGCCCUCACGACGUCUCACGAUGGUGCAGGGGUCACAAUCGUGUCGGCCUCGGCGGACUUGCCUGCUGCGCUGGCCACGAGUCAUCUCUCGACUGGCGGAUCGCAAGUGACAAACUUAGCCGUGUUAUCAACCUUCCCCCUCGUUCUCGGCGCGGUGCAAACGCACGCAGGGACUAAUGGGCGGAGCAUCAUUCAUACGAUGGACGUAACCCUUCCGCCACGUCUUGGCCUUGCCCAGCUUCUGGGGAGUGCCACUGCGACGGCUGACGUCCUCCGUCUGGGUCACCAGGCUUCGGGUGGUGCCGAUAAACUCCUGGAUGCUGUCUCAUCCGCUCUCAAGGCGGGUGAGGCGGCCCGCGCAGAGAACACAUUCACGACCUGGCUCGAGGAUGAGGAGAAGCGCGCUCCAGGCCGCCGCUUCGUAAUUCCGGAGAGCGUUGCCCGGCGGCUCGUCGACAUGGUGCUCGUUAACAAGCCGUACGCCGGCAAAAUCAUCCAUACUCUCAUUGACAGGCGUCAACUGCAUGAGGACAUGCGCGAAGGCGGCGUCGUCACGGCUCUUCUUCCGCUCGACCGGCUCGCCGUCUCUCGUCUCUUGCGCAAGAAUCCUGCGCUACCCGCGCGCUCGGUUGUGGCCCUUCUGGUUGUCGACGACAAGGUGCUCGAAUCCGUCGUUUCCGGUCCCGCACCUGACCCGUCAUACCGAGCCGAGCUGAAGCGGCAGCUCAACGCGGACGCUGCGUGCCGCAUGCUGGUACAGCUCACCGCCUGGGCUGAAGCCCACGCCACGCGUGACGAUGGUCUUGGCUCCUGGCUUGAAAAGCAGCCCAAGUCCAGCUUGCCCCCUCUCACUGCCGUUGUCGCACACGCAUCUGCUCUUCUUGACGCUCACCUCCCUAGCCUCCUCGAGAAGGAAGAUGAGCUCACGCGCCUUUCGGAGGCCAUCGCUCCCGUUAUCGCUGCGCAGACCGACUACCGCCGUCUGCGGGCACCAAUCGAUGCCACAUUGCGCGCACAUGCAGCAAAGAAGGAGGAGGCGGGCACCGAUAACCGCCGCAGGCAGUACAAGCAGGACAAGAUGGCCGACGAGGCGUUUGGCAAGUGGCGCGUGGAGGAUUUCGUUUUCUAGAUGCAUGAGUUUACGCG